AAACUAUCAGCGAGAACUGUGUUCUAAUUCUAAUUGUUGUAAAAACUCUUUGUAACCUUUCUCUUUAGUGAUUCUGUUGUUUGUGUUUACAUACGAAAAUGUCUGAAUUUAAGGAUUGGUUUGAGAGUGUACCGUUUUUCACUCGUUAUUGGUUGACUUUAACAAUAGUGUUCAGUAUAUUGGGCCGGUUUGGGCUAUUAAGCUUUUCCUAUUUGGUACUGGACUUUUACUCUAUUGUAAACAAAUUCCAGUUAUGGCGACCAAUCACAGCGCUCUUCUUCUACCCGAUAAGUCCAAGUACAGGAUUCCACUUCCUCAUAAAUUGUUACUUCCUGUACAACUACUCGCAGAGACUUGAGACUGGAAUGUUUGCGGGCAAGCCAGCGGAUUACUUCUAUAUGUUACUCUUCAACUGGGCUUGCUCUGUGAUCAUAGGAUUACUCGUCAACUUGCCUAUCCUAAUGGACCCGAUGGUGCUGUCAGUACUGUACGUAUGGUGCCAGCUGAACAAGGACGUGAUCGUGUCCUUCUGGUUCGGCACCAGGUUCAAAGCUAUGUACCUGCCGUGGGUACUGCUAGCUUUCAACCUGGUUAUCAGCGGCGGAGGUGUGAUGGAGUUGAUCGGCAUCCUGAUCGGUCACUUGGCGUUCUUCCUUCUCUUCAAGUAUCCUCAGGAGUUCGGUGGCCCGGCUCUCCUUUCGCCGCCGGCUUUCUUGAAACAAAUAUUCCCCGACACAAGAUACGUGGGUGGCUUCGGCACCGCGCCCCAAGCUAGGGUGCCUACACGACCUGGCGGCACAGUCUUCGGCGGACAUAACUGGGGUCGUGGACACACUCUAGGAGGAAAUUGAUGUAACAACACAUACAGUGAGAGACUUUGAUGUUUACAAACACGAACGAUAUCCCGAUUUUUAAGAUGUGAUUAUGGUGACCCUAACAGUUAUUCUUGACAAAGGUUUUAUGUGCAUACAGCCUAUAAGUAACCUCAUUUUUUAUGGACUGUUGUUAAUUGUGUUCAAAACUUUUUGCUCAAUGAUCACAGCUUAAAAAUUAUUAGUGUAAAAUUAUUUACUCUAUGAACUAUGAAGUUUUAUUUUUUUUGUAAUAGAAAACAUAUUGUUUUCUACUUCUCUACACAGCACCUGUUUGUUGUAACUUUAUUAUGGUGUUAUUUAAUUAUUUGGGUGUCCUUUUAUGUGGUCAUUGUAAUGUGGUUGAUUGGGACUAACGAGUCUUCACAGGGCAUUAACGCCUAGUAGCAAAAAUAUAAAUCAAUAAAAGAAAUAUAAGUAUAAAAAGUUAAAGUUGCGCAUCUGUUACACAUGACUAUUAUUUUUGGACUCGAACAAAAUUAUU
This is a messenger RNA of Spodoptera exigua (beet armyworm), 1356 nucleotides long. The record is from the annotation of a GenBank genome assembly. Lineage: Eukaryota; Metazoa; Arthropoda; Insecta; Lepidoptera; Noctuidae.